Messenger RNA from Moneuplotes crassus, 1095 nucleotides. The record is from the annotation of a GenBank genome assembly. NCBI's taxonomy places the organism in Eukaryota, Ciliophora, Spirotrichea, Euplotida, Euplotidae.
AUGGAGCCUCUCGUGCCAGAAGGGUAUACUCUUAUCAAAAAUCUCAGUGAGAGCCCUUAUCGAAAGGUUAGCCUCGUUAAGAAUAUUGAAGACGACAAAAGAUAUAUCAUCAAAGUUUAUGAUAAGAAGAAAAUCAUGGAGAACAAAUCUAUAGUACAAAGUGUGCUUAAUGAAAAGAAAGUGCUGGCUGAGAUAGAUCAUCCCAAAAUCAUCAAGCUCAGAGGAACAUUUAAAGACGAUGAUAACAUCGGGUUGAUUUUAGACCUUGCGAAAGGAAUUGGAUUAUCAACUAUCCUCCAAUCGCAUCAGAAAUUACCAGCAGAACUUGUCUCUGUGAUAAUUUGCCAGCUGAUUGAAAUAUUUGAAUAUUUACAGUCGAAUGGAUAUGUAUACAAAGAUCUUAAGGCUUCACAUGUAUUCUUGGAUAAAAACUCUCGAAUUACUCUCAUUGAUCUUGGAAUGGUUGAAAAACUUGAGUCUGGUGAAAGAAGUUAUAUCCCUGCUGGAACUUUCCAUAGUAUGGCUCCUGAAAUGAUUGAUGUGUGGGAGAGUAGCAUUCUUAACUCAGGAAAAGUUGACCAAGAAAACCUUCCUGGGUAUAAUCACAACAUCGAUCUUUACGCUAUUGGAGUCUUGAUUCAUGAAUUAUUACUUGGAAAGCCUCCUUACGGAUACCUCCAAGCUAUUGCAGAUAAGGAAAAGAGACUAGAAUACUUUACUAAAACCAGAGAAGGGAUUAAUAAUGAUGAACAGCUAGAGCUCAUCGAAGAGAAUCUUGGAAAAGUUCUAAAUGAGCAGCAAAAUAAUUUAAUCGAUCUCAUGAACAACCUUCUUAAGCCUAAUCAUGAGGAACGCCUGGGUGCCAAUAGACAAACAGAAGAGAUUAAGCAACAUAGCGCCAUUAAUUGGUAUAACUUUGAAGAUGAGGCUGAAUAUCUUGACAGUUUUACAAAGAAAUCGAAAUGUAAACUAGGCAUUGAUGAGCUCAACGAUAUUCUCAGCUUCGUAGAAACUUGAGGGAUCCAUAAUGAGAGCGACUUCGCAGAUGACGAGAAACUUAAUGAAGAAGAGCAAAAAAUAUUUGAUGAUUUUUAA